Molecule: messenger RNA, 5383 nt
Organism: Xiphophorus couchianus (Monterrey platyfish)
Lineage: Eukaryota; Metazoa; Chordata; Actinopteri; Cyprinodontiformes; Poeciliidae
Gene: col1a2
Product: collagen, type I, alpha 2
Exons: 49
Coding region: 134-4090 (1318 amino acids)
Biological process (GO): extracellular matrix organization
Molecular function (GO): extracellular matrix structural constituent conferring tensile strength
Source: RefSeq, a predicted model, not a curated record
AUUAUUCUAGCAUCACGGCAGCAGGCAUCUGCUAAGUUUGGAGUUAUUCGUGUCACCACAACUGUAUGCCUGCUUAAAGGUGGUUUAAAGACAGGGGCUCUGCGGCACAAGGAGUCUGCAUGUCUGCUUAGACAUGCUCAGCUUUGUGGAUACUCGGAUUCUGUUGCUGCUUGCAGUAACGUUAUAUCUAACAUCAUGCCAAUCGGGUCCCAGAGGAGACAAAGGACCUCGAGGUGACAGGGGUUUUCCUGGCCCUAAUGGAAAAGAUGGCAAACCCGGACUGCCUGGCCCCGCUGGCCCUCCAGGCCCCCCUGGACUCGGAGGAAACUUUGCUGCUCAAUAUGAUGGUUCGAAAGCCCCCGAUCCUGGACCCGGACCCCCAGGACUGAUGGGACCCAGAGGUUCCCCUGGAAUGCCUGGACCCCAGGGACCUCAAGGACAGACUGGACACGCUGGUGAACCCGGACAGCCUGGAAACGACGGCCCUGUUGGAGCCCGUGGACCCCCUGGACCACCUGGCAAAUCUGGAGAAGAUGGAAACAAUGGCAGACCUGGCAAGCCCGGAGACAGAGGUGCCGCCGGCCCUCAGGGUGCUCGUGGAUUCCCAGGAACUCCUGGACUUCCAGGGAUGAAGGGACACAGAGGUUACACUGGUAUUGAUGGACGUAAGGGAGAACCCGGUUCUGCUGGCGCCAAGGGUGAGUCUGGUGCCUCUGGAUCUCCUGGAAGUUCUGGACUGGCUGGACAACGUGGUCAGCCCGGUGAGAGAGGUCGCCCCGGCCCUGCUGGUCCUGCUGGUUCUCGUGGUUCUGAUGGCAAUGUUGGACCUUCUGGCCCAGCUGGUCCUUUGGGUGCUGCUGGCCCCCCAGGCUUCCCAGGCGGUCCUGGACCCAAGGGAGAACUUGGAGCAGCUGGAGGCACUGGCCCAUCUGGACCUCAGGGAUCUAGAGGAGAGCCCGGAUCCAACGGUGUUGUUGGCCCAAUUGGCCCCCCUGGCAACCCUGGUGCUAAUGGUCUGAAUGGAGCCAAGGGAGCUGCUGGAACCCCCGGUUCUGGUGGAGCUCCUGGUUUCCCCGGACCAAGAGGAGGACCUGGACCUCAGGGACCUCAGGGUGCUGCUGGACCAAGAGGACUUUCUGGUGAUCCUGGUCCUCAGGGUGUCAAGGGAGACACUGGUGGCAAAGGAGAGCCUGGUAACGCUGGCCCUCAGGGACCUCCUGGAACUCAAGGUGAGGAGGGCAAGAGAGGACCCACUGGUGAGAUUGGUGCUAAUGGGCCUGCUGGCAGCCGUGGUGCUAGAGGUGCUCCCGGAAGCCGUGGUCUGCCUGGUUCCGAUGGAAGAACUGGCCCAAUUGGUAUGCCUGGUGCCCGUGGUGCUUCUGGUGCUGCUGGACCUCGUGGACCCCCUGGAGAUGCCGGUCGUGCUGGCGAGCCUGGCCCUGCCGGUCUCAGAGGUCUCCCAGGAAGCCCUGGAAGCUCUGGACCCCCAGGAAAGGAGGGACCUUCUGGUCCUGCUGGACAAGAUGGCCGUUCUGGACCUCCCGGCCCAACUGGACCUAGAGGCCAGCCAGGAAACAUUGGUUUCCCUGGACCCAAAGGACCCUCUGGAGAGCCGGGCAAACCUGGAGAGAAGGGACCUAGUGGCCCCACUGGUCUGAGAGGACCCCCUGGACCUGACGGCAACAACGGAGCCACUGGCCCCAUGGGAGCUGCUGGCGGUGCUGGUGAGAAGGGAGAGCAGGGACCAGCUGGAGCUCCUGGCUUCCAGGGUCUGCCUGGACCUGCUGGAUCUGUCGGUGAGGCUGGCAAGCCUGGAGAAAGAGGUAUCCCAGGAGAGCAGGGAGCCGCUGGACCAGCUGGUGGCAAGGGAGAGCCAGGAGCUGCUGGAGCUGCUGGGGCUGCCGGACAUCAAGGAUCUGCUGGCAUCCCCGGUGAGCGUGGUGUAGCUGGUGGUCCAGGAGGCAAGGGAGAGAAGGGAGAGACCGGACACAGAGGCCCUGAUGGAAAUUCUGGCAGAGAUGGCUCUCGUGGCCCUGCUGGACCUCCUGGCCCUCCUGGACCCACUGGAGCCAACGGUGAUAAGGGUGAGGUUGGUUCCUUUGGACCCUCUGGCCCUGCUGGACCUCGUGGACCCUCUGGUGAGCGUGGAGAGGUUGGACCUGCCGGAUCCCCCGGAUUUGCUGGACCCCCUGGUCUUGAUGGUCAGGCCGGAGCCAGAGGAGAGCGUGGACCUGCCGGGGGAAAGGGAGAGUCUGGAUCCGCUGGCCCUGCUGGACCCGCUGGACAGUCUGGACCUGCUGGCCCAGCUGGCUCUGCUGGACCUCCUGGCGCUCGUGGAGAAACUGGUCCUCCAGGUCUGACUGGUUUGCCUGGUGCUGCUGGCAGAGUUGGUGCUCCUGGCCCUGCUGGUAUUGUGGGACCUCCUGGCCCCUCCGGUAACGCUGGAAAAGACGGACCUCGUGGUCUCCGUGGUGACUCUGGUCCUGCUGGUCCUUCUGGUGAGCAAGGAAUGGUUGGACCACCUGGUCCUCCUGGAGAGAAGGGACCCUCCGGAGAGUCUGGCCCCGCUGGACUUUCUGGUGCUCCUGGACCCACUGGCCCUCUGGGAAUUACAGGAUUCGUUGGUCUGCCUGGUGCUAGAGGAGAUCGUGGUACACCUGGUGGUGCUGGUGCUGUGGGAGAGCCUGGUAGACCUGGACCCGCUGGUCCAUCUGGAGCCCGUGGUCCCCCUGGUAACAUUGGCAUGCCUGGUAUGACCGGACCUCAAGGAGAGGCUGGACGCGAGGGUAGCCCCGGUAACGACGGACCCCCUGGUCGUCCCGGUGCCUCUGGAUUCAAGGGAGAUCGUGGUGAGCCUGGAUCUCCUGGUGCCUUGGGACUUGCUGGUGCUCCCGGACCUGCCGGACCAACUGGAGCUGCUGGUAGACCUGGAAACCGUGGAGAGGCUGGCCCAUCAGGUCCUUCUGGACCCGCUGGACCUGCUGGAGCCAGAGGCGCUCCAGGACCUUCUGGACCCCGUGGUGAGAAGGGAGUUGCUGGAGAGAAGGGAGACAGAGGCAUGAAGGGUCUUCGUGGACAUCCUGGUCUCCAGGGAAUGCCCGGACCUUCAGGACCUCCUGGUGAGAGCGGUCCUGCUGGAGCCCUUGGACAUGCUGGACCCAGAGGACCUUCUGGACCCAAUGGACCCCCUGGUAAAGAUGGUAGAGCUGGCACACAUGGUCCUAUGGGUCCUCCUGGCUCCCGUGGACCUCCUGGAUAUGUUGGACCAGUUGGCCCUGCUGGAUCUCCUGGUCUGCCCGGACCUCCUGGCCCAUCUGGUGGCGGAUACGACGUCUCCGGAUACGAUGAAUACAGAGCUGAUCAGCCAGCUCUCAGAGCCAAGGACUACGAAGUUGAUGCCACCAUCAAGUCUCUCAACACUCAGAUUGACAACCUGCUUACCCCCGAGGGAUCCAGAAAGAACCCUGCCCGCACCUGCCGCGACAUCAAGCUCAGUCACCCCGACUGGAGCAGCGGAUUCUACUGGAUUGACCCCAACCAGGGCUGCAUCAAUGAUGCCAUCAAGGUCUUCUGCGACUUUACCACCCGCGAGACCUGCAUCUAUGCCCAUCCAGAGAGCAUUGCACGCAAGAACUGGUACAGAAGCACAGACAACAGGAAGCACGUGUGGUUCGGAGAGACCAUCAACGGCGGUACCGAGUUUACCUACAACGACGAGACCCUCAGCCCACAGAGCAUGGCCACGCAGCUGGCUUUCAUGCGCCUGCUUUCCAACCAGGCUAGCCAGAACAUCACCUACCACUGCAAGAACAGCGUUGCCUACAUGGAUGGUGAGAGCGGCAACCUGAAGAAGGCCGUUGUGCUCCAGGGCUCCAAUGACGUGGAGCUCAGGGCCGAGGGCAACAGCCGCUUCACCUUCUCCGUGCUGGAGGAUGGCUGCACUACACACACUGGUGAGUGGAGCAAGACAGUGAUUGAGUACAGAACAAAUAAACCAACUCGCCUCCCCAUCCUCGACAUUGCACCUUUGGACAUUGGUGGACCUGAUCAGGAGUUUGGUUUGGACAUUGGCCCAGUCUGUUUCAAAUAAAUAGACUCAUGAUAAAUUAACACCAAAAAGAGAGAAAGAACAAAAAAAAAGAAAUCUCUGCCCUUCUCUGUUUUUUUUUUUUUGUACUGAAUGCUGACUUCUCUGCACAUCCACUUGCUUAAGAUGGGCAACUAUCGGAGAGGACCGAACGGACUGAACGGAGAUUUUGUGCAAUGCAAAUUAAUACAGCCAAACCCAAAGGGACGCGGGAUAACACCUUGUUGUGGAACAUCAUGGCAUCUUUUUUUGUAAAAAAUAAAAGAAGUGUAAUAAAAAUGCUGAAAGUAUGCAUCACAUUUUGUGGUCUUUGUAUAUCUUCCAAAGAAGAGGUUUAAAACCACAAUUUCCAAGAACAAAAAAGGUUUGAACUACCUCAUGCCUGUACUCAAAGAAAAUAGUAUUGACAAAAACCUGAGUCCACAACCGAGAUGUUAAGACUUCUAAUGCUUCAAGCUUUGUCCUGCUUGGAAGGUGCUCAGUUACUUGAAGCAGAGACCUAUGGUGCUAAAAUGCAGCUGUGGAACGAACCACUUUUUACUGUAUUACUUUGUAUUGACCUAUGAGGAGUCUAACAUCAAUCCCGCUGAUACUCCCCCACUUUAAGCAGGUGGAAUGUUCCUAAACUCUUAUGUCUAAUGUCUGUUUUCUGUUUUUUUUUUUUUUUAAUUUUCUGACUUUUCUUGUCCUUCUAAGUUUUUUCAGGCUUUUCUUUUGUACUGCCCCAGUUCCACUCGCAGUGUUCACAUUGACAGCACACUUUUCCUCCAGUCCCAAAUGGUUUUCAGGCGGCCUUUCUCUCUCUCUCUCAAACAAUGACACCACAAAGUCUAUUGUACCUAUUUUGUAUAUGUGAGAUGUUUAAAUAAAUUGUGAAAAGUUCUGAAAUAAAGCAUGUCCAAUGUUCCAAAACCCACAAACCAUGCAGUGACUUUUAUGUUUUAAUGACAUCAUUGAAGGUGUGUCACUGUAAUGUAUUAUUAUUAUUUUUUAUUUUUUAGUUUCUUUUAUAUAUAUAUAAUUUCAUCUGGUCUUAGUUGUGCUGACGAUUUAUGUAUCAGCAUUGACUUAAACAUCUUCCUAUUGUGGAAGCAGAACACUAUCAUGAGUCACAUCCCCCUUUAUGUUGCCUCUCAUCAGAACAUCCAACUUUAAUGUAUAGUAAACUUCUGUUUACACUCUCCAUGUCAUUGUGUGAUUUCUAAUGUGCAUUUUCUUGUAAAUAUGCAUUCUCCAAUGUAGCUUUUUUUCUUGCAUAAAACAGCUUUUGCAUCCAAAUAAACCUCUGAGUUUGGA